This is a messenger RNA of Diospyros lotus (date-plum), 1315 nucleotides long. Its product is annotated as U-box domain-containing protein 1. The transcript has 2 exons. The coding region runs from base 84 to 1088 and encodes 334 amino acids. NCBI's taxonomy places the organism in Eukaryota, Viridiplantae, Streptophyta, Magnoliopsida, Ericales, Ebenaceae. The record is from RefSeq and is a predicted model, not a curated record.
UUAGGAUGCCCCGAAACGCCAAACGAAGGAAGCACCUCUGUUGAGUCAUUCAAUUCAACCCCCCCCCUCUCUCUCUCUCUGCCAUGAAAACUCAGCGACCAAAGCUCAAAGCGACGCCGUGUCCCCUCUUCUCUUGCGGUCUGUUCCGCCACUGCUCUCAGACCGUACUCAGUCCCACCACCUCCACUCCUCCUCCCCUUCCUCUCUCCUCCAAAUUCUAUGAGCCUGAGGUUCCGCCUCCGCCGCCCCGAAAGCCACCACUGCCUGUGCCAGAGUCAGAGUCAUCCUCUUCUUCCAACACCUCUCAGAGCUUCACCCAGUGGCGGUUCCCACUCCCCAGCUCCCCCGUCUCCCGCCACUCCUUCCCCCCGCUGGAGUCCACCCACCGCCACCACCACCCUCCACAACCGCCGGCGGCGGCUGUUAACCUUCAAGAGCUCUUUCACGUGGCGGAGCUGCAGCUGAGUUCGGAGUCGGACGGGGACCGGGUCAAGGCCCUGCACAUGCUAGAGCGCUCGCUCGUGCCGAACCCCGUCGGCGGCGGCGAGGAGGAGGUUUGCCCGGCGGCGGUGAUGAGAGGGGUGGUGGGGUAUGUGAAGGAAAUGGAGGGCGCGAAGCCGGCGACCAAAGUUUUGCUGGCGCUUUGCCUGGCGGAGGAGAACCGGCGCGUGGCGGUAGAAGAGGGGGCGGUGGGGGAGGUAGUGGAGGCGCUGGCGGACUUGGAAGGGCCGGCUGCUGAGAGGGCGCUGGCGGCUCUUGAGCUGCUGUGCACGGUGGCGGAGGGGGCGGAGGAGGUCAGGGUCCACGCGCUUGCCGUCCCUAUGUUGGUUCAGGUGAUGGGGAAGAUGGCUGGAAGGGGGAAGGAGUACGCGAUAAGCGUGUUGGCGGUGAUUUACGGCGGUUUCCGGGAGGGGCUGAUGGCGCCGCCCGAAGAGGUGGCGCGCGCGGUGGCGUUGGCUUUGCAAGGCGACUGUAGUGCCAGGGGCAGAAGAAAAGGCGCCCAGCUCCUCAAAACUCUUCAAGACACCCAACGGGCGGACCCGAACAUGAUGGAUGAUUCCACCACCACCCCUCCUGAUGACCCAUGACGCUGAGGUGAUCAUGAUGAUGAUAAGCGGCCCAGAUUCGCCUGCCAGUCACAUCUCAUCAUGGGGUUCGUUCUUUUUUUUGAUCCUACCCGACCCGACCCGACCCGUGUUUUAAUUUGCUUAUCUACUUCGAGUUCGUUGAAUAUUUUGGUGAAUCAGUAUUUAUUGUUGUAAUUUGCUUUGCUACCACUAUUUUAGGGUAUAUUGAAAUAAGGUCAAAUUGGUCC